Messenger RNA from Aegilops tauschii subsp. strangulata, 1461 nucleotides. RefSeq names its product homeobox-leucine zipper protein HOX2. The record is from RefSeq and is a predicted model, not a curated record. Gene Ontology annotation, molecular function: sequence-specific DNA binding; DNA-binding transcription factor activity, RNA polymerase II-specific. NCBI's taxonomy places the organism in Eukaryota, Viridiplantae, Streptophyta, Magnoliopsida, Poales, Poaceae. Gene Ontology annotation, biological process: regulation of DNA-templated transcription.
GCCGCAUGCCCAGACCAGACCAGAUCAUCACAUCUCCACCACCGAGCACCACCAUCGUCCUCCCACUCCGGGAACUCUCAGAUCGGAUCGGGUUCACCGGAGAUCGACGAUGCAUCGCGCCGCCGGCCUCGACCUGGGCCUCGGCCUCGGCCUCGGGCUCGCCUCGCAGGGCAGCCUCACGUCCUCCACCACCACCGCCUCCUCCUCCCCGGCCUCGCACUGGACAGCCGCGCUCAGCUCCGUCGUCGGCGCGCAGGAGUCGUACGGGCUGCACCAGUAUGCCGGGCAGCCGCGGAAGGAGGAGCCGGGCAUGAGGACGUCCACGUCGCCCGAGAGCGGCGUCAGCGCCGGGACCAAGAGGGGCCUGGAGCGCACGGGCUCCGGCGUCUCCCGCGGCGGCGCCGCCACCGCGGGCAGCGACGAGGACGACGACGGCGGCGACGGCGCCGGCGGCCGCAAGAAGCUCCGGCUCUCCAAGGACCAGGCCGCCGUCCUGGAGGAGUGCUUCAAGACGCACAGCACGCUCAACCCCAAGCAGAAGACUGCGCUGGCUAACCGGCUGGGGCUGCGGCCGCGGCAGGUGGAGGUGUGGUUCCAGAACCGCCGCGCCCGCACCAAGCUGAAGCAGACGGAGGUGGACUGCGAGUACAUGAAGCGCUGGUGCGAGCAGCUCGCCGAGCAGAACAAGCGCCUCGAGAAGGAGGUGGCCGAGCUCAGGGCGCUCAAGGCCGCGCCCGCCCAGCAGGCCUCCCCGGCCGCCACGCUCACCAUGUGCCCCUCCUGCCGCCGCGUCGCCGCCGCCGGACCGUCCGCCACGCAGCACCAGCACCAGCAACUGCAGCAGUGCCACCCCAAGCCCCAUGCCCAGCCCGCCGGCAACGUCCUGCCCAGCCACUGCCAGUUCUUCCCGUCCACCACCGCCGCCGCCCCCGACCGGUCCGGCAGGCUGCAGGGCGCGUGGAACGGCGCCGCGCAGCCGCUGGUCACCAGAGAGCUCUUCUGAGAGGACGAUAUCUCGCCGCCGGCGUCCACUUCAGGCGAUAAAUUAGGAGAUUUGAUCAGGCGGCGGUCGAUUGGGUCAAUCAAGUAAUCAAUUGGCAAAUCAGUCAGUCGAUCGCCGCAAGGAGAUUUGAUUUGGUUUGGUUUGGAUAGCAGUAAUUAGGAGCGCCAGUGAUCGAUCGAUGGUUUGGUUUCGGUUUCAGUUAGUAGUAAUUCGGUUUGGGUUUUCUUUUUCUCUUUGGGAUUCGAUCGAAUCGAAUCGACGACGAACAAAAUAGAAACAGAUUAGUACGUACGGAGGAACAAAUGGCUGUCCGCUUUUUCCUGGACGGCGUGUACCCAUCCACCAAAACCCUGCCGGUUGUUGGAUUAACAGCUUGUUGAUUGAUUUGUACUACUGCUGCCACCACUAAUUCAUGAUUGGUUGAUGGAGGAAAUUAAUGAAAUAUUUUCUUUCAUUCA